AUGACUGGUUAUUGUCCAUUGAACAUGACCAAACAGUCUCAUUUGUGGAAAGUUUGUUUAGCAUCUCUUCUACUUGCAAAUCCAAAGUCAUCUAAUUUAAGGAUUCAAGAAGGAUUGGAAGAAUUGAACGAGGUGGGUGGUUUGACAGCAGUUGCACUUGGAUGGUAUAUGGCGAAGCGUGGAACGUUAGUAGCUGCACGGUAUGUUGAAGCAAAGUUGGGAAAACCGAGUUUAGUACGGGAAACAUCGCGUUUGACUCCACUGGAACUUAUUAAGCAUCCGGUUCGCAGCAGAACAAAGUUGUUCAAAAAGGAAGAGGAUCCACUUAAGGGUAUAAUAUUAAGUCCAGGCUUAGAGUCACAACUUCGUGAUUUGGCAAUUAAAACAAAAAAUACCAAGCGCAAUAAUGGUUUUUUUCAAAAUGUUCUUUUUUAUGGACCACCUGGUGCUGGCAAAACACUUUUUGCAAAGAGUCUUGCUCAUCAUUCAAGUUUGGAUUAUGCGAUACUCACUGGGGGUGAUGUUGCACCUAUGGGUCGUGAUGGUGUUUCAGCUAUGCACAAAGUAUUUGAUUGGGCAGAAAGUUCUCGUAAAGGAUUAUUAUUAUUCAUUGAUGAAGCUGAUGCUUUUCUUCGUAAACGUGCGAAAGCACAGAUCAGCGAAGAUUUGCGAGCAACUUUAAAUGCUUUUUUGUAUAGAACGGGCGAACAGUCCAGAAAAUUUAUGUUAAUUAUUGCUUCGAACCAGCCGGAGGAUUUCGAUUGGGCUAUUAAUGAUCGUUUGGAUCAAGUUAUUGAAUUCACUCUUCCUGGAAUGAUAGAACGAGAGCGAAUUUUAUUGCAAUAUUUUUCUGAAUUUAUUGCUAUACCGGCAACAUCUGGCUCCAAAAAGCAACGACUGAAGUUGGUAGAUUUUGACUGGGUUAAGAAAUGUGCUGAAAUUGCCAAAAAAACAGAAGGGUUGAGCGGCAGAGAACUAUCAAAAUUAGUUCUUGGAUGGCAAGCAUCUGCUUAUGCAACUGUUGAUGGUCUUUUAACCUCAGAAAUCAUCGAUUACAAUACUGCAAAAAUGAUGGAACAACAUAGUCGUAAAAUGGCUUGGUUAGACAAAGAGCAACUCGAUGUUCGCGAAAGAGCAGUGGAAGUAAUUUAA
Molecule: messenger RNA, 1152 nt
Organism: Dracunculus medinensis (Guinea worm)
Lineage: Eukaryota; Metazoa; Nematoda; Chromadorea; Rhabditida; Dracunculidae
Source: the annotation of a GenBank genome assembly